Messenger RNA from Penaeus vannamei (Pacific white shrimp), 2245 nucleotides. It is a transcript of the gene aos, whose product is annotated as protein argos. NCBI's taxonomy places the organism in Eukaryota, Metazoa, Arthropoda, Malacostraca, Decapoda, Penaeidae. The record is from RefSeq and is a predicted model, not a curated record.
GCCUCCUUAGUAGUACCUGAGUAACCGCAGAGGAAGCGAGUACUUGUUGUGCGCGCCAGGCCUGCCAAGCUACCUGCCAUACCCUCAUUACCUGUCGCUACCUCUCAUUACCUCCCACACGCUUAAUUACCUUUUCGUACCGGACUCCACCGCUUGUGACUGUGAGUACUGUGUGACGCUGCUGUGAGCAAAUAACCACCACAGCGCCCUGCGGAAAAACCUGCACACGAUGUUGGCCCAGCUCUCCUGUGACUUGUUACUGACGGUGUCGACGCUGGUGCUGCUCGCGCCCGAGCACGGCCACACCUCCAGGCUCCCGGCGCUCGAGCUCCCGUGGCAGCAGGAGGACCACCAGCAGGUCCUCAGCUCCAGCUCGUUCGACCAGGUACCUGCCUACAAGGUCUUCUACCAGACAGGGAAGAGUGAGGAGGACCUGCCGGUGUGCUCACCAUGGUCCGUUUGCAACAAGGUCGACACGUACGACACCCCGCGGGUAGAACGCCAGUGCAGGUGCCCCUCUGGCCAGACCUGCAGCGCCUCCCUCACGCCCUCCGACGGACACACCAUCACCGACAAGAAUCGCCAGUUUAAACUGUGUGAACCCAUCAAGAAACUGCCCAAGUGUCGCUACUUCCGCGAUGUCACGUGGACCUUCAUCACGUACCCGGACAACGUGACGCAGCAGAUCAUGCACUGCGCCUGCCCCAAGAACUCCGUGGCUUACAUCAUCAAGCGCCACGCCUUCCAGACCGAGCAGGGCCUCGGCUUCCAGUACAGCUUCGCCUGCUCACCUCAGAGCCGCCUCCGGUGUCAGCGCAAGGAGCCCUGUCGACUCUUCACGGUGAAGAAGCGCCCUCAGUUCGAGGAAGUGAACACGAACACCCUGUGCCAGUGCCCACACGGCCACCGCUGUCCCCGCCACCACAUGGACCCCGGCGUCAUCCCCGGCAAGACCUACACGGAGGAUUCCAUACGCACCUACAGCGGCUACUGCAUGUGAACGCCAGGAGGCCCUCCGAGCAGCGGUCCGCUCGACCGACCUACGCUUCUCUCCCAGAGCGCCUGGAGCUGCCUGUGCUCUUUCGUUGUGCGCAUCAGCGCAUCUUGCUCGUGAGCGCUGAACUCUUGUAUACAUGCACAGCGGGCCCCACUAAAACUAGUGUAAGUGUGAGUGUGGGGACGCCGCCACGCUAGGCAUGUCUCGAUCUUGCGGCAGCGGGUCUGGCCCACAGCAUCAUGUAGCGCCACGGAACGCGACGGCUUUCGUGGUUGUUCCGUGGCUACGCAUGGUGGUGGCACUCCUGCCCGUCGUGGGGGCGUCGGGAUGUGUUUGGAGAGAGAACGAAUGAGAGAGAAAGAGAGAGAGAGGCUGUCUGCACAGAGUAAACCACUGGCGUCAUGCACUGUCUCCAGCGUCAAGUUCUCGAUAACCUUCGCCUCUCGCUACUGUACCUGAAUACGCGACGUCGCACGCCCCUUCGUCGCUUCCGGGGCGUCACCGCAAGUCAUCGUGAGCACACGGACUUCACCGGAUCAUCUGCAUCAUUCCUGUUCUAAAUCGAUGAAUUAAUUCGCGUCUAGAGUUGGUCUCGUGCGUGGCAGGUGGACGACCCGGGGGCUUGGUACUCGGAUGCCCAGGACACACUCGGCUAUCCCGACGGGACUGGGCCUCUUGUAGAAGUCUUCUUAUUUUAUAUUUUUGCAUUGCUUAGCAGCCAUCCAUACUCUUUGACGAUAUUGCCAUAUUUCCAGUACAUACUCAGUUAUUAUUUAGGGACCCCUCAGGGCGUUGGAGCAGUAGCGGCCCCUGCAGCCUGCCGGAGCCGCGGCCUAGUGUCUCCGGAGGCAGCGGGAGGCGAGCGCUACCAAGCCGUGAGGCGGGAUGAGGUUGUUUCUCAGAAUGAAAAUACCUCCUCAGAUGUGAUGCCUCAGACCUCCCAUAUAUAUAUCGGCCUGUGACUUACUCGUUUGACUAUUAUUUCCAGUGAUAGUUGGACUCGGAUGUUGUAUAUGUUAAUGUGCAUAUGUCUUGACGAAAAUGAUGGAUAAAUAUAAUGCAUUUAUUUUUAGUUAACAUUAACGUGCUAGUCAGAUUAUAAUAUAAUGUUACAUGGCUUGUUAUGAUUGAGCCUCGUUCCUUCCUUAUCAGUCUUUGUUUUCUCUUCCUCCCCUAAAGUCACAGUCAGACGCAAUCUGUCUCCUUGACUCGUGUCAUCUUUAUCUCCGACGUGAGAACCUGUAGUUG